UUCCCAACGCCUAUCGAGCAAAAAGUGCCACAUCGAAAAACGCGGUAGCCUCUAAGUGCUGGCCAGUGGUCACUGUAUUACGCGACUUUCAAUGGCAACCUCAUGGAAUAUAACUCUGAAUGAUACGAGCCCAGUAUUUACGUAUUAUCCUUACUAUGAUGGUUUUGGAACGGGAAAUGGCUGGCAAAUCUGGUACUCGGAGACUGGAUAUAAUACGGCAUUCGCGAAUCCAGGAGUUGGCAUUUCAGCACAUAUCACCUCGCUGCCAGGUGCUAAUGUUACCUUGACAUUUUAUGGCACAGGGAUAGAACUCCAUGGAGCAGCAAAUUGCACAUUCGAUGUCACGGUAGACGGAAUUUUCUCCCCAUCCCUCAGCUCUUCCAGUGAUGUCCUGUACUCUUCGCAAACGCUGUCGGAAGGAACGCACACGUUCACUCUGACUGCCCACCCAACUUCAGGAGAGCAACUUGCAUUUGAAAAUGCUGUAAUUUAUAUUGAACAAGCAGUCCCCCAAAUGGCAUCAUAUAGUAAUACGAACACCACGUUCCUCGACUAUACCGGGAACUGGUCUGUUAGCACAGAUACACAUGUCCCUGGAAGCUUCUUCCAUUUUACGGAAACCACGGGUUCAAGUGUGUCUACCACAUUCGGAGGGUCAUCUGCAGUGGUCCUACAAGGUAUUGUAAAUUGGGGUAAUUGGCAAUACACAGUGUCUCUAAAUGGUACCCAAUCCGUACUCAACGCAAGCAGCUUCUGGUUCAUUCCGGAUACUACCUUGUUCUAUGAAGGGGGCCUAGAUCCAACACAAAAUUAUGUUUUAAAUAUUGCCGAUACAAGUGAAGAUGGCAACAAGUUUGCAAUAAACUCCGUGAAACUCUACCAGCCCCAGCCGACCACACUGUCAUCGUCAUCGAAGCACUCAAAUACAGGCGAGAUAGUUGGCGCCAUCGUAGGAGUGGUCGUCUUGCUUGCCUUAGUCGUCGGUUUCCUCUUCUGGCGACGUUCACGACGCCUUAAAACAGCAAUUUUGAGACGAGAUUCCAACUUACUAGCAAACGAAAUUCUUCCUAGGGCUCAUGCUCCGCAGUUCCCCGCACUCGCUACGCCAUACACUAUUUCAAGCGCCACCGCCAAUAUUCGUCCGGAAAAAUUCCCAUUGAUACCAAUCGGCAGAAGUAUUGGUGUCAAUGGUACACUGCGUGAAAGGGCACAUGCACGUGGUCCUGGAUCUGUCACAAGUUCUUCAGGCCCAUACAGCGAAGCCAGUAAUAAUACGGGUGGUUCUCUGUCUUCUAGUGCCCGUGGUCGGCAGCGUCCUUUGCCAACUCCACCGGUCAGUGUUUCUUCUCCUGCACUUUCUGCGGGGGAGGAGUACUAUUCUCCGAGGCCAUCAAGGCUGGAGCCGCCUGGACAGAUACCAGACUCAGAAGUGGACAGAAUACUAGAAAUUAUUGCUUCGCGUAUAGACAUGCCCGAAAGAAACCUUUCUUCUCCUCCACCCCAGUACCGAAGUUGACUCGGUUAGUCUUAUUGUUCACAUAUGCAGGGGCAUGAAUACGUCCAAACACAUGCCCUUUUUUUGCUUCAAGACGCUUAGAUUAAGACUGGUCUGUAAUCGUCUACGUCAAAUAUAUCUUGUGUCGUGAUGCCAUGAAGAAAGCGUGGCUAUUGCAGGUAUCGAACGGUAAUGAGAAUGAAGAAAGAG
Messenger RNA from Suillus plorans, 1705 nucleotides. RefSeq lists its product as uncharacterized. Lineage: Eukaryota; Fungi; Basidiomycota; Agaricomycetes; Boletales; Suillaceae. The transcript has 6 exons. Bases 92 to 1516 code for a protein of 474 amino acids. The record is from RefSeq and is a predicted model, not a curated record.